UUUGUGGUUUUUGCUACAAGUUUCCCUGCAAUUCUCUCCAAAGUAUAAAUCUUUGUUUGUUUUACUGGGUUUUUAUUUUUCUAGGGAGUUUUGCAUCAAGAACUGGCUAACACAAAGGAUACAAUUCUGGAGGAAGACAACAAGAACCAAGACGUGGUUCUUGCCCUCUACCAUGCCUUAAACACUCGAGACGUCGAAGCCGUUCACCGAAUCCUUGCCCCCGACAUCGAGUGGUGGUUCCAUGGCCCCCCGACGUACCAGUUUAUGAUGCGCCUCCUCACCGGAGCUUCAUCGGACGACACUUUCCGUUUCGAGGUCGAUCCUCCCUCACUCACCACCUUCGGCUCCACCGUCGUUUUGGAAGGGUGCGAUCAUAAGCGUUGCAUAUCUUGGGUGCAUGCCUGGACCGUCACCGAUGGGAUAAUAACACAGGUGAGGGAGUACUUCAACACUUCUCUCACGGUCACUCGCAUUGGAAACUCUAGCCAAUACCCACCGCCCAUCUACGAUUCAUCGUCACCUCCUGGUUCUUCAUCCACGGAUGAGAUCACCCCUGAGCACUGCACUUCGGUGUGGGAGAGCAGGUUUUCCAACAGGGUUGGGAAGUCUGUGCCGGGUCUUGUUUUGGCAAUUUAGUCAUUUGCAUGAUCAGCCGAUUUCGAUACGUUUGAAUAAAGGAAAGGGGGUUUCGUGUCAUUUCCUGAUUGGUGUUGUACGAUUUGUGUUUGUUUCCCACAGUGUUUUUUUAGUUGUCUGUUUGGAGAUUUGUGGACCAAGUUGUUGUCGUGAUGAAAAGAGUUCUCAUUGCAAAUAAAUUCUGUUGCUUUCA
Molecule: messenger RNA, 829 nt
Organism: Hibiscus syriacus
Lineage: Eukaryota; Viridiplantae; Streptophyta; Magnoliopsida; Malvales; Malvaceae
Product: senescence associated gene 20-like
Exons: 1
Coding region: 265-636 (123 amino acids)
Source: RefSeq, a predicted model, not a curated record